Trypanosoma grayi is the source of this 381-nucleotide messenger RNA. RefSeq lists its product as hypothetical. The record is from RefSeq and is a predicted model, not a curated record. NCBI's taxonomy places the organism in Eukaryota, Euglenozoa, Kinetoplastea, Trypanosomatida, Trypanosomatidae. The coding region runs from base 1 to 381 and encodes 126 amino acids. The transcript has a single exon.
AUGGUACAUAACCUUGUCAUUAACUGCACUUUCAACUGCCCUGAAAUUAAGAUUAUUGGCCCUAUUAAAGAGCAGACAAUCGACAAGCUGAAUGAAGUAAUUCCCAAUUCAACAACAUCAUCCCGAAGCACAAGAGUUGCACCACCGAGGUUUCAGUAUCUUUCGAACCCAAAUCAUUGGUACAUAAAACUUGACCGACAAUUUUGCGACGAUGAGGCGAUGUCCUAUCUUAUGGUUCUUUUGUUGGAUGCUCUUGAAGAGGAGGGCGUUUGGAAACUCGUUUCUUCAGUUGCCUUGAAGCAAUCUAUCGGAUCUGGUCCAAAAGAUUACACUGAAACACAUGUGCUGUUUCUUAACAAAUUUUCCGGCGAUGAACUUUAG